This is a messenger RNA of Toxotes jaculatrix (banded archerfish), 3026 nucleotides long. RefSeq names its product protein kinase cGMP-dependent 2 (gene prkg2). Bases 87 to 2435 code for a protein of 782 amino acids. Gene Ontology annotation, biological process: protein phosphorylation. Gene Ontology annotation, molecular function: cGMP-dependent protein kinase activity; ATP binding. The record is from RefSeq and is a predicted model, not a curated record. The transcript has 19 exons. NCBI's taxonomy places the organism in Eukaryota, Metazoa, Chordata, Actinopteri, Toxotidae.
GGAGGACUGUUUCUCUACUGAUGCUCAGAUGUGCAAACAGCUCGUUUCUUCCUCUUUAAAGCUCGUCUAACCGAUCAGGUGAUAACAUGGGGAACGGUUCAAUGAAAUCAAAGCGUUACAAACACACAGACGGCUCUGCUGCUGCCUCUAACGGCCGAGCACACAAAGAUCACGGCGGCGGGUACAAGAGCUCGUCCCUGGAUUCCCUAAGGGCCCGGGUGGAGGAGCUAGAACGAGAGGGCAAGAGGAAGGAUGAGGAGCUCUGUGCCAAAGAGCAGCAGAUCAAAGGUCUCCAGGAGCAGCUGGCCAAACAGACGCGAGCUCUGGCUGAGCUGAGCGAGGAGCUGCAGAACAAGUGCAUCCAGCUCAACAAGCUGCAGGAUGUGAUGAAGAACCAGAGCGGAGCCUCUGCCAGCCUGGCAUCACGACCUCCCUCCGUCAAAGCCAGCGGGAAGAGCAGCCCUAACCUCAGCGUUCGCAUCAAGGAAACCCUCAACAGACGGAAAGGGGCCAAAGCUGGGGUGUCAGCCGAACCCACGUCCAGGACCUACGACUCCAGCAGCCUGCCCAAGUUCUCCUUCGAGAACGCCCGGGUACCAAAGGAUGCAAGUGUGAAGAAGCUGCUGACAGACGCCCUGAACAAGAACCAGUACCUGAAGAGGCUGGAGCUGCAGCAGAUCAAAGACAUGGUGGAGUGUAUGUAUGAGCGCGCCUACCAGCAGGGAGAGUACGUCAUCAAGCAGGGGGAGCCCGGGAACCAUCUGUUUGUCCUGGCAGAUGGGAAACUGGAUGUGUUUCAACAUAACAAACUGCUCACAUCGAUAAUGGUGUGGACCACUUUUGGGGAAUUAGCCAUUCUGUACAACUGCACACGGACUGCAUCAGUGCGAGCGGUGAACAAAGUGCGGACCUGGGCUUUAGAUCGGGAGGUGUUUCAGAACAUCAUGAGACGGACGGCUGAGACGCGGCACGAACAGUACCGCAACUUCCUCCGAAGUGUUUCACUCUUGGCUAAUCUACCAGAGGACAAGCUAAGCAAAAUAGUGGACUGCCUCGAGGUGGAAUACUAUGACAAAGGAGAGUAUGUCAUCCGGGAGGGAGAGGAGGGCAGCACCUUCUACAUCAUCGCACAGGGAAAGGUGAAGGUGACCCAGACCACCGAGGCCCACAAGGUGCCGCAGAUCAUCAACACGCUGCAGAAGGGAGACUACUUUGGAGAGAAAGCUCUCAUAAGUGAUGAUGUCAGGUCAGCGAACAUCGUGGCUGAAGAGAACGGGGUGGAGUGCCUCGUCAUCGACAGAGAGACAUUUGAUCAGACAGUGGGCACCUUCAAUGAGCUGCAGAAGUACCUGCAAGGCUACGUGGCAACACUUGAUCGUGACGACAAGAAGAGACAUGCCAGGAAGUCAGUGUCACGGCACCAGAGUCAGCCGCUGUCGCCUGAUGUCAUCCAGCUGAAGGACAUGGUGUCGGUGUUCCCUUCAUCUAGGCCCUUCGACCACCUGGAAGUCAUCGCUACACUCGGGGUCGGUGGCUUUGGACGAGUAGAACUGGUGAAUGUGAAGGGCAAGGACGUCACUUUCGCACUAAAGGUCAUCAAGAAGAAGCACGUCGUGGACAACCGGCAGGAGGAGCACAUCCACUCGGAGAGGAGGAUCCUCGCUGAGGCUCGCUCGCCUUUCGUUGUCAAACUGUAUCGCACAUUCAAGGAUAACAAAUACGUGUACAUGCUGCUGGAGGCCUGUCUGGGUGGAGAGAUUUGGAGUCUGCUCAGAGACAGGGGGAGUUUUGAUGAGCCCACUGCCAAAUUCUGCGUUGGCUGCGUCACGGAGGCUUUCGACUACCUCCAUCGCAAAGGUGUCCUCUACAGAGACCUGAAGCCUGAGAAUCUCAUGCUGGAUACUGAGGGAUACAUCAAACUGGUUGACUUUGGAUUUGCCAAGAAGAUCCGAUGUGGCCAAAAAACCUGGACCUUCUGUGGGACCCCGGAGUAUGUGGCCCCAGAGAUCAUCCUCAACAAAGGUCACAACUUCAGCGUGGACUUCUGGUCUCUGGGCAUCCUGGUGUUUGAGCUCCUCACUGGCAGUCCUCCAUUCACAGGGAGUGACCAGAUGAUGACCUACACUUUCAUCUUGAAAGGCAUCGAGAAGAUGGACUUUCCCAAGAAGAUCACCAAGAGACCCGAGGACCUCAUACGCAAGCUGUGCAGGCGAAAUCCCUCAGAGCGACUGGGAAACCUCAAAAAUGGAAUUACUGAUAUCAAGAAGCACAGGUGGUUUAAUGGUUUCAACUGGGAAGGACUGAAGGCAAGGACUUUACCGUCUCCACUGAAAAGAGAGCUCACAGGGCCGACAGAUCACAGCUACUUUGACAGCUACCCCCCAGAUGAGGACAGUCCUCCUGAUGAGCUGUCUGGUUGGGACAUGGACUUCUAAGAACGUCUGCUCCAUCUUUUCUCCGUUUUCCUUCCAUUUCAGACCCUGACACCAAAAAGUGAAUGAGCAGAGUGGGUUUUGAGGUGACCUUACAACACCUCAGAGAAAUGUUGCACCUGUGUGGUGCAGCGGAUAAACACUCACCUAAACCGAACACAGCUGGCCGUGUUUGUGGAUGGGAAGCUGGUGCGGGAUCAAAUCCUUGUUGCUGUUGCUUUUUGGCCGUGGACGGCUGGGAGCACCUGUGCGAAACAAAGCAAUAGCACAAACAUCUGUAUGUGUCUCUUCAGAGUUUGGCAACGAGAACCAGCUCUGCGACGUAUACGGUUCCAAAAUUAUACCAACUUAGAAUUCAUCAAAAAACUUGCCUUUUCAAUUCUGCAGUUCAGUUUUCCCAAAGAUAACUUCUCAGUUGCAAAGUCUGGACUUAAUAUGCUUCACUCCACAGAUCCAGUGCACAAAGCUCAUGUACAGUGUUAACAACAAAAUCUCAGAAGUGUUGCACCAAAGAAAACAGUGAAAACAAGUCAAAAGCCCAUUGUUGUCCAAUUUAAUCUGAAGUGAGAAAGUGGUAAGUCAACAAUAUUUUCA